AUGCCCGUGCGGGUCAUGUCCUCGCUCCGCUGGCAGCCCCUCCCCCCCCUGAGUGAGCGCAGGGUGUACUGCAGUGCCUGCUCUGACCAGCGGGGGGCGUCUCUGCUGUAUGUGCUGGGAGGCUGUGGCGAAGGGGGCGGAGCUUCUAACGCUGCGAUGCGAUUGGACGUGAGCGCGCAGCGGUGGAACGCCUUGCCUCCAAUGCACGCGGCGAGGGCCGGAGCCGUUGCUGUGGCGAUGGAGGCGGGGCAGGUGCUGGUGGUAGGCGGAGUCGACCACGCCCAAACACCACUCGCCACGGUGGAGACGUAUCGCCCCGACGAAGGCAAGUGGCAGGUCACGGCUGCCCUGGAGCAGGCUGCAAUGGGAGUGACGGCCAUCGAGAACGGGGAUUCUCGCGGUACUGCAGACUGA
Molecule: messenger RNA, 414 nt
Organism: Knipowitschia caucasica
Lineage: Eukaryota; Metazoa; Chordata; Actinopteri; Gobiiformes; Gobiidae
Source: the annotation of a GenBank genome assembly